Suillus discolor is the source of this 162-nucleotide messenger RNA. RefSeq lists its product as uncharacterized. Lineage: Eukaryota; Fungi; Basidiomycota; Agaricomycetes; Boletales; Suillaceae. Bases 1 to 162 code for a protein of 53 amino acids. The transcript has a single exon. The record is from RefSeq and is a predicted model, not a curated record.
AUGACAUUCAAACUCCUUGGUGUACUUGAACAGCGAAUGUUUGAACUCUCAUUGGCCGCAGGUGCUGCAGAGAAUGAACAAUGGGGAAAAGACGCUGGCACGCACCAAGACCAAUGGAACCCAUAUGAGGGUCUCCCUGAGCACUGGAAUCAUGGUGGUUGA